UGGGGACUACUGCGCGCGUGGACUGGGCGCGUGGGGACGAUCCAGGGGGCCAGAACGGGAGCUUGUGGAGCGGAGAGGGAGCCAGGGGAGCCAGGAUCCCGCAGGUGGCCGGGCUGGCGGCUACAGCCAGGCUCCGCCCGCGGACGCUCCCCGGGCUUCCCCGCCCCCUGCGUCCGCCUCCGUCCGGCCGCGCUCUCUCGGUGUCCCAGCGCCACCGCCACCGCCACCGCCACUCGGCCGCGCCGCCGCCGCCGCUGCCGCCGCAGUUGCUGCCACCAGCGGGCAUCGAGUCGCCGCGCGAACCAGGGUGGCCAUGCGCGUGAAGCGGUGCCUGCUGAAGGGCCUGCACCGGCUGCAGAAGGGCCCGGGCUACACGUACCGCGAGCUGCUGGUGUGGUACUGCAACAACACCAACACCCACGGGCCCAAGCGCAUCAUCUGCGAGGGGCCCAAGAAGAAGGCCGUGUGGUUCCUGCUCACGCUGCUCUUCGCCGCGCUGGUCUGCUGGCAGUGGGGCGUCUUCAUCAGGACCUACCUGAGCUGGGAGGUCAGCGUCUCGCUCUCCAUCGGCUUCAAGACCAUGGACUUCCCGGCCGUCACCAUCUGCAACGCCAGCCCCUUCCAGUACUCCAAAGUCAAGCACCUGCUGAAGGACCUGGACGAGCUGAUGGAAGUGAUCCUGGAGAGGAUCCUGGCUCCGGAGCCAGGCCCGGCCAAUGCCACCAGCAGCCUGAACCUCACCAUCUGGAACCACACGCCUCUCGUCCUCAUCGACGAGCGGGACCCCCACCACCCGGUGGUCCUCGACCUCUUUGGGAAUAACAGCAACGACUCAGAGAGCGACAGCCCGGCCCCAGGAAGGACGUGCAAUGCCCAGGAGUGCAAAGUGGCCAUGAGACUCUGCAGCCUCAACGGGACCGUGUGCAGCUUCCGGAACUUCACCAGCGCCACCCAGGCGGUGACCGAGUGGUACGUGCUGCAGGCCACCAGCAUCUUCUCGCAGGUGCCGCGCCGGGAGCUGGUGGCCAUGGGCUACCCCGCCGAGCGGAUGAUCCUGGCCUGCCUGUUCGGGGCGGAGCCCUGCAGCCACCGGAACUUCACAUCCAUCUUCCACCCCUACUACGGCAACUGUUUCAUCUUCAACUGGGGCAUGACGGAGAAGGCGCUCCCUUCCGCCAACCCUGGGACAGAAUUUGGUCUGAAGCUGGUGCUGGACAUAGGCCAGGAGGACUACGUGCCCUUCCUCGCAUCCACCGCCGGGGCCCGGCUGAUGCUCCACGAGCAGAGGACCUACCCCUUUAUCAGAGAGGAGGGCAUCUAUGCCAUGACAGGGACAGAGACCUCCAUCGGCGUGCUGGUGGACAAGCUGCAGCGCAUGGGCGAGCCCUACAGUCCGUGCACCGUGAACGGCUCCGACGUCGCCGUCCAAAACCUCUACAGCACCUACAACACGACCUACUCCAUCCAGGCCUGUCUUCACUCCUGCUUCCAAGACCACAUGAUCCAUAACUGUAGCUGUGGCCACUACCUGUACCCGCUGCCCCCCGGGGAGAGAUACUGCAACAACCAGGACUUCCCAGACUGGGCCCACUGCUACCUGGACCUGCGGAUGAGCGUGGCGCUGAGAGAGACGUGCAUCAGCAUGUGCAAGGAGUCCUGCAAUGAUACCCAGUACAAGAUGACUAUCUCCAUGGCUGACUGGCCCUCCGAGGCCUCUGAGGACUGGAUUCUCCAUGUCCUGUCUCAGGAGCGGGACCAGAGCCCCACCAUCACUGUGAACAGGAACGGCAUCGUCAAGCUCAAUAUCUACUUCCAAGAAUUCAAUUACCGCACCAUCGAGGAAUCAGCAGCCAACAACAUCGUCUGGCUGCUCUCCAACCUGGGCGGCCAGUUUGGUUUCUGGAUGGGCGGCUCGGUGCUGUGCCUCAUCGAGUUUGGCGAGAUCAUCAUCGACUUCGUGUGGAUCACCAUCAUCAAGCUGGUGGCCUUCUUCAGGGGCCUGCGGCAGAGGCGAGCCCAGGCUCCCUACGACAGCCCCCCGCCCACGGUGGCCGAGCUGGUGGAGGCCCACGCCAACUUUGGCUUCCAACCCGAGGCGGCUACGGGCACUGAGGACCACCCCCACGAGCAGACUCCGCCCAUCCCCGGCACCCCGCCCCCCAACUACGACUCCCUGCGCCUGCAGCCGCUGGACACCGUGGAGUCUGACAGCGAGGGGGAUGCCGUCUAGACCCGGGCAGCUCGUGAACAUGAAGCUGAGAGGCCGAGACCAUGGUUCAGUGCCUUGUUAUACGGUGCCCUCUCCAGACAGCCAGGACCUCGGUGUCUAAACCAGGGCCCAGGCCCCCUGGAGAGAGGUUCGCAGCCACUGCCAGCCCCAGGCCGAAGGCUCGCGGGUCUCACCUGGUCCCUGCCUUCCCUGUGCCCACUUGACCUGCCCCUGGGCCGGGGACGUGCCCAGCCAGGCUCUAGACACCCCUCUCUGGUGUCAGGCCACUUUCUCCCCAGUUCCAGUCACUGUCUGCCCCAGGGGUGGACAGGCGGGUGGCCAUGCUGCACGGAGGCCAUGCUGCACGGUGGCCUUCUCCCCACAGCACUGGCUGAACCUCGUGAACAGGCUGAGCGAGGGCAGCGGGUGGGGAACAGACAGCCCCAGGAGCGGGGCCUGCAGGUGGCACACGAGUCGUUCUAGGAAAUAAAAGUAGAAAACCCUGCAUCCAGCUUUCUCUGCGUAUGACGGGCGGAGCGCCUCACGUGCCUGGGGCAGGAAGGCAUCACGAUGGCCGAAGGGCCAGGGUCUCCUGAGCAGGCAAGGGCGUCCCUCUUGUGAUUGUUAGUUCCUCCCAGUGGUUCCUGAGGCAGAGGAACGGCUUCUUCAGUGUCACCCGACUCUUUGGGUUGCGAGGACGGAGAGCAACUCAAGCUGACUUGACCCAUCGAGUCUCAAGUUUUCAAUUCCGUGGAAGUUUCAGUGAAAUGGACAAGGGCGGGUUAGAAAUCAUGAUCGUGAGCUCAUGUCUAUUCUUAAAAUAUCAUGAUUAUCUUGGCAUCAUACAUUACAUAUUAUGCUUACAUUUCUAUAGCAUCUCACAUGAGGACAAUGGCACACAAUGGCUUAAGAAAGACAGUCUCCGUCAGCUCAAACCAUUGGUCUCCCUCUGCUCCCUGCUGACACUCAUUGGUCCCUGACUGGGUCACAUGCCUGCUUCUGAACCAAUCAGUGGUCCAGCUGUAGGCCACUCUGAUUGGUCAGAUCUGAAUUCCUUCGCCCAGACCUGAAGCCUGUGGCCCCCAGGAUCCCAAGGUUCAAGGGUUGGGCGGGGUGCUGGCUCCUAGUGUUGCCAGAUAAAAUUCAAGCUGCUCAGUUAAAUGUGAACUUCAGAUAGAUAUAAAAAUGAUUUUAGGUGUAAGUAUAUCCAUGCAAUAUUGGGGACCCAUUAUACUAAUAAACCACUGGUUGCGUUUCUUAAAUUUAAAUGAGCAUCCUGGAUUUUUAAAUUGCUAAGUCUGACAAACCUAAUGGCUCCCCAGAAAGAGAGCAGGGAGCAAUUCCCAAAGAACCGGGCCCGACAGGUCUAGACAGCUGGACGCUGCAGCCCCCACUGCCACCCACCAGGUUCAAGUUGUGAAGACACUCUGGCUGGCUUCAGAGCCUGGCUCAUAUGUCGGUGGCUCUUGGAGGUGGCACCGAUGGAAUUGGGGUUGAAGUCAUCAGGGUAGAGGCCCCCAUGAUGGCAUUAGUGUCUUUGUAAGAAGAGGAAGAGACCUGAGUUAGCACGCCUGCUGUGUUUCAGCAUGUGACGCCUCUGACAUGUCAUGGUGCAACAGGAAGGUGCUCACCAGAUGCGGCCCCCUCAGUCUUGAACUUCCUGGCCUCCAGAACCUUCACCUAAAUAAACCUUCUUUCUUUAUAAAUU
Sciurus carolinensis (gray squirrel) is the source of this 3917-nucleotide messenger RNA. RefSeq names its product sodium channel epithelial 1 subunit beta (gene Scnn1b). NCBI's taxonomy places the organism in Eukaryota, Metazoa, Chordata, Mammalia, Rodentia, Sciuridae. The coding region runs from base 314 to 2230 and encodes 638 amino acids. Gene Ontology annotation, cellular component: membrane. The record is from RefSeq and is a predicted model, not a curated record. Gene Ontology annotation, molecular function: ligand-gated sodium channel activity. The transcript has 13 exons. Gene Ontology annotation, biological process: sodium ion transmembrane transport.